Ananas comosus (pineapple) is the source of this 3165-nucleotide messenger RNA. RefSeq names its product protein FAR1-RELATED SEQUENCE 6-like. Bases 209 to 2689 code for a protein of 826 amino acids. NCBI's taxonomy places the organism in Eukaryota, Viridiplantae, Streptophyta, Magnoliopsida, Poales, Bromeliaceae. The transcript is spliced from 9 exons. Gene Ontology annotation, molecular function: zinc ion binding. The record is from RefSeq and is a predicted model, not a curated record. Gene Ontology annotation, biological process: regulation of DNA-templated transcription.
AGUUGGGUGCUUUUUCACGGUGCUCGAACAAAUCCCCGAUCUCUCACUCACUGAUGAAACCCUAAACCCUUUCUCUCUCUCUCCGAUUUUCGCUCUCCGAUCCAACAACAAUGGAAGAAGCCAUGAUCUUAGGGUUCGGGAAACCCACAAAGCCCUAGCCUUCGUUGUCCCUUCCCCAUGUUUCGAGGUAAUAUUUCAUAAUCAUAUAAUGGAAGGGACAUCAAAUUAUGCUAAAGAAGUAAGUUUGGGUAGUAGCGCCACUUACUUUGAUAAAGAACAUGGUGAAAGUGGAUUCAGUGGUGAAGCGGCCUCAGGAGAUGAUGAAGGAUCUGAGAAUAUGCUUGCUGAUUCACCAACAGAGGAGCCAAUAGCUGAAAAGAAAGCAGCUUCUCUAGGGGGCAAUAAUAAUGCUGAGCUUGAUGGCAUUCAGAUAACAUUGGGAGAAGAUGGAUUUGGUGUAGCUGUGAAGAAGUCAUCAUUUACAUCAUAUGGGCUGUGUCGAAGACUCGUAUUAGUAUGCACCAGAGGUGGAAAGGGGCGGGCAAAUGCAUGCUACCAAUCGAGACCAACUGCGAAGACAAAUUGUCAAGCUAUAGUAAUUGCAAAGUUGUGGGGUGAUGGUUUGUUGCAUCUGAUAGAGGCUAACCUUGAACAUAAUCAUGCAUUAAAUCCUUCAUCAGCACGAUUCUUGAGGUGUCACAGGAAGAUGUCUGGUUACGUAAAUAAAGAUCUUCUUAAACGUGGAGGUUUGUAUGAAGUUUCAUCUUAUAAUGAAAAGGAAUGUGUGGAUUUUAUUGGAGGAAGACCGAUAAAACUUAAGGAUGGUGAUGUUGAUGCUAUUCAUCAUUUUUUUGCUCAAAUGCAGAGCAAGCAACCCAAUUUCUUCUACUUGAUGGAUUGGGAUGUUGAAGGCCAUCUGAGGAAUGUCUUUUGGGCAGAUUCAAGGUCUAGAUUAGAAUAUAAAUAUUUUAACGAUGUGGUUUUUGUUGAUACGACAUGUUUAAGAAGUAAGUAUGAUGUCCCUCUUGUUUUAUUCAAUGGAGUGAAUCAUCAUGGGCAGUUGAUUCUUUUGGGUUGUGGUUUACUUUCAGAUGAAAGCACUGAAAGCUACUUGUGGUUAUUGAGAACAUGGCAGGCUUGUAUGGUUGGAUGCUCUCCUAAUGCCAUAAUUACUGACGAGAUUAAGAUGAUCAAAGCUGCAAUUGCAGAGAUUUUUCCUAAAGUUCGUCAUCGAAUAUCUCUAAACAAUAUAAUGGAGAGUAUUGCUCAUAAAUUGAGAGGUAAUACAGAAUAUGAAACUAUCAGAAAGGAAAUAAAGAAUGUAGUAUAUAAUUCUUUGGUAGAUGAUGAAUUUGAAGAAGGAUGGAGAAUUUUGACCCAGAGAUUUGGGCUUGAAGAUAAUGAAUGGCUUUUCUUUUUAUAUGAAAAUCGUCAAUUGUGGGCCCCUGCUUUUUUAAAGGAUACUUUUUGGGCAGGGUUCUCUAUUGAUCAACAUGGUGAUAAUAUGUUCUUUCAGGGUUCCGUUGGUCCAAAAACUUCUUUGAAGUAUUUCCUUAGUAAUUACUUGGUGCUCGUACAGAGAAAGUAUGAAAUGGAAGCUCAAGUUGACUUUGAAUCACUCAGUAUAAAUCAGCGUUUAGUAUCAAAAUUUCAUUUGGAAGAGCAGCUAUCUAAAAUAUACACACUGAACAUAUUUAAGAAAUUUCAGGAUGAACUGAAAGCCACUGUGCACUGUCAGGUUUCAUUGUUGAAGAUGGACGGUUCAACCUCUACAUUUGAAGUCAAAGACUCUGAUUUUACUGAAGGAGGCAGUAAUAUGGGGCGUAAAAGUUACAAGGUUGUAUAUGAUGUAAUUGAAUCUGAGGUACAAUGUUACUGUGGGUAUUUUCAGUUUCAUGGCAUUCUUUGUCGACAUGCGCUAUCUGUAUUUAAGUUCCAGCAAGUGCAUGAGAUUCCAUCUCAUUAUGUACUUAAUCGUUGGAGGAAAAACUGCAAGUUAUUGCAUGCCUCAAACCACCCCUUAAAAGAUGUUGUAACUAACAACCAAAUGGAGCGUUAUGAUCAUCUCUCUAUGCGCUGCCUUCGCCUUGUUGAGAUUAGCGCAACAUCUGAUCAGAAAUACCAAUUUGUGAUGAAGUUAGUAAGUGAAGUGCGGAAGUCUCUUUUAGAUGAUAAGACAUGUCGAGAAUUGCAACAGAGACUUUCACCAAUUGCAAGGUCAGCAGAAAAUGGUGAAGAUCAUUUUACAUCAAAGAUGGUUGUUUUCGACGGGAAGAAUAAUUCAAAUUCUUUGCCUGCAAAGCGUCGAGGGCGCCCUCCCAAGAGGAGGAAAGAGACAGACGCCGAGGCGAUGCUUAGCCAAAGCAGCAUUGGGGACCCAUCAAUGGUACCAUCUGAUCGAAGUCAGAAUGGCGCCCCUCAUUCUUCUUCGAUUGCUUCACAUCUUGGCUCUAAUAUCAGGACAAAUGGAGGCUUUGAUCCUAUGGAAGAAGUUAAUCCAAACCACUUAUCGUUUGGUAGCCAUUUUGGACUGAAUGCUAAUCACCAACUCCAUCUUGGCACUCAGUUGCAUUCUGGAAACACAUUGCAGUUUGGCCGACAAGCAGUUGGAAGUCAAUCAAGGAUGCAGUGGAUAUAUCAACAAAUGCUUCAGGAAGAGCAUACACCUUUUGGCCGGAAGACAGGGUAGGAAGGAGCUGUGAGAGCGGCGCUUCUAAUUUCAUGUUCUGACGAAGAGCUUGAAACUUGCAACUCGGAGAAGACAUUUGGAUCACGCGGCGUUAAAUAUUGGUUUGAAAUCACCGAGGCAGCUCCUCUCCUCUUCCAUAUUAUUUUCGCAAGCUCAAUCUAACUUGAAAGAAAAUGUUGGUUGCUUCAGAAGCCACUCGCGACGCCGCUUGUUCAAAAUCAAACAUGUCACUGUAGAUGUAGGUUAAGUCCUAACAGAAUUUAAUGUACAUAUACACCUGAAUUUCUGAUGUUGUUCCAGUCCUAAUAGAUUUUUUUGCAAAUUUUAUUUUUUAUUUUUUAUUUUUUCUUUCGUAGGGGUGGGGCAGCAAUGCCCUCGAAUCAGUGAAGAGUGAAAUUGUAUUACUGAACUUUAUUUAAUUCUUUCAAGAGUAAUUUUAUGUAAUCUAAUUAUAUAAAUUCUUUUUUCUCUUUUAA